Messenger RNA from Cannabis sativa, 2055 nucleotides. Its product is annotated as putative F-box/LRR-repeat/kelch-repeat protein At1g11620. The record is from RefSeq and is a predicted model, not a curated record. Bases 603 to 1793 code for a protein of 396 amino acids. Gene Ontology annotation, molecular function: protein binding. The transcript has a single exon. Lineage: Eukaryota; Viridiplantae; Streptophyta; Magnoliopsida; Rosales; Cannabaceae.
CGGUGAGCGAAUACAUACAGCUUCCUUACAAGAAAUUUUUGGAGAGACCUGAAUUUAAAUUCUCACGGGUUAAGGUCAGCCUCUACUUCCACCUCUUAUUAUUAUUAUUAUUAUUAUUAUUAUUAUUAUUAUUACUAACAGUUAGGGCGAGGAACUUAUUCCAUUUUCAACAGACCACAUUUGACAAUUUUGAUGUGGGUUUGUUUCGAGCUUCUUUUUAAUGUGAUUCUUCUCAUGUAAUAACAACAUGAUAUUAAUAUUUGAUCUUUGAUCUUUGUUUUUUGUUUUUUUUUUUGUUAACGUGAAUCUUGUACUGUAUAUUGUGUUCCUGAGAUUUUAGUAUGUAUUCUCUUAGAAACAGAAAAGUCUUACUAUAGAUAUGAGAAGAAUAAAAGCUUUGCUAUUUGAUUGUAUUAGCACAAGUAAAGUAAAAUGUUACAGAGACUGGUCUUUGUAUAGACCCAAAAACAAAAGGUUAAGUCUGUUAUAAACCAGAUUUUACAAAACUAAGUUUAUUCUAACAAGUCUAUAUAAAAUUAGUUUUGUUUGAGUGAUGCCAUUUUCUUAAGUCAAAUUAGUUAUGAUAUAAAGCUUACCUGAUCAUGGCAGAAAUGAGAAGCUUCUCUGAUUUUCCAAAGGAGAUACUGGAGGUAAUCUUAUUAUUGUUAGCUGCUGAUUCACUGGUGCAAUUGAAAUUUGUGAACAAGUUUUGCUAUUCUCUUAUCUCGCCUUUAAUCAAUGACCCGGAAUUUAUUGCCAAGCACCUCUUCCUUACCAAAAACCAGUCGUCUGCAUCCCUACUUUUCAGAUUGCCUUCUCCCCAUGUCAAUCAUAGUUUAUUCACAUUCCCAUUGUUGACUAUAUUUUAUGAUAAUGAUAAGAGCAAGCCUUUUUUAUCAGUCACCGAAGCUCUCAGUUUGCCACUAAUUCAAAAUGAAAGAUAUAAGGAUAUGGACAAAUGGGACCAGGCUUACCACUGUGAUGGGCUCAUUCUGCUAGUAAACGAUUUUGGAACAAUGAUGUUAUGUAAUCCUGUUUUGAAAGAAUCCAUGCUUCUUCCACAACCAAAGAAUGCUAUUCUUGAAGGGUCUCCUUCCGCUAUGGGAUUUGGACUUGAUCCUGAAAGCAACGAUUACAAAUGUGUUGCCAUUUGGUGUCAUGACAAUUGCAAAAUUCAGGUGUACACACUGAGUUCUAAUUCAUGGAGAGAGAUUAUUAUGCCUGCUGAUUCUGAAGACAUGAUGUACACUAUAACAUAUUCUUAUCUGUUCAGUGGUUUAUGUUGGAAGGGAGUUUGUUACUGGUUGGUGCAUAAUCCAGAUGCUUUUGAAUUUGACAAGGUCCUUAGUUUCAAUAUAAGUAAUGAAGAAUUUCAUCUGAUACAUUUGCCAGUUAUUGAUGAUUUGAUUUAUAUGCGAGAUAUUGAUAAUGAUUAUUGUGAAUACGGAUUCCACCUUUCAGUGUGGAAUGAUUCAGUUGUUGUGUAUAUGAAAACUGAAAGGGGAAGCUCUUGUGAGUAUCAUUUCUUCCCGAUUGAUGGUGCUGAAGAUGGUGCUAUUUCUCGGACUAACUAUUUUCGCGUUGGACCACUAGAAAAUGUUAGGAGUGAGAUAUCAUUUUGGAAGAAUGAUGAGAAACUGAUUGAAAUCCAGAAAGAUGGACAUGUACAGUUAGUGUCUUGCAACAUUCAUACCCAAAAGUUUAGAGAAGUUGUUUGUGAUCUAGAGGGAAUCAGAUUUGAUCAUUGGGCUUGUUUCUAUGUGAAGAGUUUGAUUUCUAUUAGGAGGAGGUGAAGUUUGAUCCUGUGAAAGAUUUUGACCUAGAAAAUGGAGCCUCAAAAAUGGGAAAUGGCAUGUUUAAACAUUUGUUGUCUCGGGAAGUAUGUAAUUGAAAGUAUUGGUUCAUAUAUAUUAAGAGCGCUUUAAGGCGUCCCAGAGAAAUCCAUCUCAAGUUUCCUCUGGGUAUUUUAGCUCUCUUUCUCUCUGUGUGUGAAAGAAUUAAUGAAUUUCUUCAUAUGAAUUUAUUUCUAUUUAAAUAUUUUAUUUUCAAUGGGCA